Messenger RNA from Pecten maximus, 6581 nucleotides. RefSeq names its product protocadherin Fat 4-like. The record is from RefSeq and is a predicted model, not a curated record. The transcript is spliced from 36 exons. Bases 1 to 6552 code for a protein of 2183 amino acids. Gene Ontology annotation, biological process: homophilic cell-cell adhesion. Gene Ontology annotation, cellular component: membrane. Lineage: Eukaryota; Metazoa; Mollusca; Bivalvia; Pectinida; Pectinidae. Gene Ontology annotation, molecular function: calcium ion binding.
AUGUUAUUUUCCACCUGUUUUUCACAGUUAACAGUCGACAAUCUUUCAAUCCGAGAAAGUUUGUCUGCAGGUUCCAUUGUUGCAUACUUGUCAACUGAAGAUGAAGACGACUUCGACAAACAUACAUACACCAUAGUAAACGAUCCUACAAACAGGCUGACUGUGAAGGAACACCGUAUCUUUAUCAAAGUGAAACCGGACUUUGAGCAACCACCUACCGUAUGGAAUGUCACGAUCCGCAGUACUGAUCUACACGGUCUGUACAUACAAGACACUUUUGAGUUCACAAUAUUGGAUAGAAACGACCCACCAACAUCAGUAACGCUGUUCCCCGACACCAUAUUGGAGAACAGUCUGGCCGGAACACAUGUUGGGUGUCUGACAGGACAAGACGAUGAGUCUGGAAGCAAUCUCACGAUCAUUCUUGUCGACUCUCGACAUAAUACAUUCGAGAUGUAUGAAAAAGACAGUGAAAACUGCUUAAAGGUAGCUAAAGAGUCAGACAGUCGGUGCUCACAAGAUGGCGGCGUAUACUGCGUGUUAAAUAAAGAGAAAAGAAGAAAGCUGACUGUGACUGUAAUGGCUACGGACACUGGAGACGAUCCUAAAUCCUCUUAUUUCGACAUACCGAUCUACUUAAGCAAUGUUAACGACCGUCCCGUAGAAGUCACUUUGAAUCCAUCACACAUCCCUGAGAACAAACCGUCAGACGAGCCUGUAGCAGACCUGGUAACAAAAGAUGAGGAUCAUCAGACAAAGUUCAAGUAUGAACUCCUGGGUGGCGACACAGACAUGUUUUACUUGUCUGAAACAAAGCUUUUCUCUCGGGAAACGUUUGAUUUUGAAAAACAGCAAGAAAAAGAAUUUGAAAUUGAAGUAAAGUCGACUGAUAGUGGAUUGCCUCCUUUGUCGAUAGUAUCUACCAUUAAGUUCAAAGUCGGCGAUGAGAACGAGAGUCCGUAUGGCAUAUACUUGAAAUCCUACAAUGGGCAGGUACCAUUUGAGGAUAACGAGCCACUCAUCAGAGAAAAUAUGAAAGGUGUUUCCAUGAUAGGAACCAUAUUCGUCGCAGAUAUAGACAGUAAUGACAAUGUCCUAUUAAGUCUACCUCAGAACGCCGAUGGCCGAGUUUCAAUUGUACAACAAAGGUGCAUUGCCAGGCAGGGUGUAAACACGGUUUGUACCGCUACUGUGGCUGCGGAGGGAGAGUUUGACCACGAGGUGGAGCCACAGGUCAACAUCAGUAUCAAGGCAGUGGAUAAAGGCGGACUCCAAACCAUUAAACAUCUCUCUAUUCAAGUACUGGACAUGAACGACCCGCCAUUGGACAUUUUGAUUGACGGUGAAUCAGUUACCAAUAUAUCCGUGCCAGAGAAUGCCAAUCACUACGCGAUGGGGAAACUAACAGCUGUGGACGAAGAUGAAAACGAUGGACAUGGUUUCUUCUUUAUAGAUUCUGCGGGCAGAAAAUUCCUCAUCGAGCACGACAAUUUGAAGACAUAUUCGGCAGCGAAUUUAGAUUACGAAGAAAACCAAACUUACGAAAUUAAGAUUCUUGUGGAAGACAGCGGAACGCCGAAACUGCUUCAUGAGAAGACUUUCACUGUGCAUGUUGAAGAUGUAAAUGAAACGCCGUCUACUUUGUCAUUAUCUAACAACAUGGUAACAGAGAACAGUGAUGUUGGGACAGAGGUCGGUAGACUGAGUACCAUGGAUCCUGACAAUGCCCGGGAGGCUAUCCAAACAUUUACAUAUUUCUUAAUCAACAGUUCAAACGGACGAUUUACAGUCGAUGGGGACAUUUUAAGGGUAUCGAAGUCUAAAGGUCAUUGCGACAGCUCUACUUGUCGUCUGGAUUUCGAGUCUGGACCAUUUGUGUCUGUUGAGAUAAACGUCACUGAUAGCGGAUCGCCACCUUUAUCCAUCACGAACGUCUUCAAGAUACAGGUCCUGGACACCAACGACGCUCCACACACUGUCCGCCUACCUGAUAAUACUGUCAGGGAAAAUAGCCCUGCAGGUGCUCUUAUAGGGACACUUACAUCUGUCGAGGAAGAUGCUGGACAGUCAGUUUCAUACGAACUUCUUGACAGUAAAGAUCUGUUCGAGUUGAAAAGUGGAUCUAAACUGUUCAGUAAGUCUGUCUAUGACUUCGAGGACAUUUCUAUUUACAAUGUAUCAGUAAGAGCAACAGACGAUGGAGAAGACCCACUAUCGGUUGAUACAACAAUAACUAUUGAGGUUCUAAACAUCAACGAGUCGCCAGAAUUUUCUGGAGAUGUGGAAUUACAGGUGCAUGAGAACGCCGCCCUCUACAGCACUGUAGGAGUCCUGACAGUCACUGAUCCUGAUCACGGGGAUCACCUCGUCUUCACAAUCACAGGGGCUGGCGGGGCCUUCGAAGUAGCAAAUGUCGACUGCCACGAACAGGAGACUACACCAGAAACUGUCUGCACGUGUAACCUGAUGUUAAACGAACCUCUGGAUUAUGCUAAUAGGCCGGAAUAUACUGUAACAAUGACAGCCCAGGACUCGGGCGGCUUGACUGUCACACAGGAACUCUUGGUCAAAGUCAUGGACGAAAAUAGCCCUCCGACGAAUAUAUUACUUAACGGGCAAUCGGCAUCUGAGAUACAAGUCAAUGAAAACGAGCACGAUAUCAGCAUCGGGACCCUAAAAGCGGUGGACUCUGACGAGGGACAAAUCUUCACGUACAAUAUAGUAUCAACAGAUACUGGUCUAUUUGAAAUCGUCGAUGAUCAACUGAGGGUCGUGACAGAUGCUAAGUUGGAUUACGAGAGCGUGGAAGAAUAUAUGAUAGAGAUUUUUGUAGCAGACAAUGGGGUACCGCCCUUAAAUUUCACCAAGUUUUUGACCAUACAUAUCGAGGAUGUCAACGAGGCCCCCACCAACUUGUCCAUCACCAGUGCACAGGUAGUAGAGAACAGUGGCGAAGGCACGGUGGUGGGGCAGUUUCUGGUAGAGGACCCUGACAAUGCCAAGCUUCCCAGGCAGUCGGCCACCUUUACAUUGGUGGAUAAUGCAGACGGGCGGUUCAUGAUUAAAGACAACGAACUUCAGACUAAUGCUGUAUGUGCAUUCAAUGAAUUACCAGAAUACAAGAUAGAGGCUCUAGCAUCACCCGGCGAAGUGGUAGGGACGCUGACAGCAGAUGACGAAGACGACAACCAAUAUAUCGUCUACUCGUUGAUAGAUGACAAUAAUGGGUUGUUCGCAGUAUCGGAGAAUGGUAUAGUUACCAAGGCAACAGAUGAUGAACUAGAUAUCAACAAACUUUACACUAUCAUAGCAACUGCCACUGAUAAUGGUACAACCCAUAUGCAGACAGAGGAAAUUUUCACGAUUGUUGCUAUAAUGAAGGAUAUGACCAAAAUGACAUUGAACAUAACCUCUGAAGGAUCAAAUGAGAAGUUUAUGGACGGACAGCCAGUCGUCAAGGAGAAUAUACCUGACGAUACUGUGGUGGGGACGCUCGUGGCGACUGACCAACGGCCUGACCAAACAUUGACCAUCCAAAUCACCAGUCAACUAAUGGCACUUAAACUAGACACCAAAAUGACCUGUGUUAAUAAGGAUGACGGCACUGAAUGCAAAGUACAAGUAUUGACUGCUGUCGAACUGGACUUUGAAUCGACUCCCACUGUGGUCAUCAUUGGUCAAGUUAGUGAUGGUCACAAUCAGUCGUACACUCAUCAGUUUACACUACAUGUCCAGAACGUGAACGAACCUCCAGAGGGUUUGCGAUUUGACGGGGAUCAAAUAUUUGUCCAGGAAAACUUAAAUGGCGAAGUUUUUGAACUGUUUAUUGCUCAAGACCCAGAUAGAAAUGAUGUUCUGUCGUUUUCGCUCACUGAUGAUGGAGAAGGGCGGUUUACUAUAACGGAGGAUGGACACGUCGCUACUAGGCCAGAUGCCAAUAUUGAUUUCGAGGAGACCCCUUGGAUCAACAUCACAGUGGCUGUCCAGGAUACUGGAGGCCUGGGAACCCACAAAAUGUACACCGUUGACAUCUCCGACGUCAAUGAACACCCGGGUAGCAUUACUCUGACCAACAACACAGUAGAAGAAAUGGCUCCUUCUGAUACACACAUAGGUAUAUUGGAGGCUGUGGAUCCUGAUCAGGGACAAACAGUGGCUUAUAAACUUCUGGGUGACGCUGACGGAAGAUUCUGGGUGGAUGGAAACUUACUGAAGGUAAAAGAUGAGGGAAUACUUUGUACUAAAAGUGGAGGUACAUACUGCCAAUUGGACUACGAAUCCAAAACAUCACACGACAUUGUAGUGGAGGCCAGUGACAAUGGAAGUCCAGUUCUAAGAACGACGGCCGUAAUAAAUGUACCUGUCGUAGAUGUUAAUGACCCACCCAGGGACUUGACCUUGAUAUUGGUCAACGUACAAGAGGCCACCAAUAUCGGAGAGACCAUUGGGAAAUUAACGAUAAUGAAGAAACAUUGUUUACAUAAUACAUAUGCACAACUAUAUUUCAUUUCUCGUCAGGCGGUUGACGACGAUGUGGGUGCCUCUUUGGUCUAUACUAUCCUAUCUGGUGAUGAAGAUGGCGUAUUUUCUGUAAACGGGAAUGAUGUGCAACUCCAAAAACAUCUCGAUUAUGAGACUUCUCCCAAAUACAGCUUGGUUAUCCAGGCAAAAGACAAUGGCAAACCCUCACAAACGGUAUCUGGUACUUUUGAAUUGAAAAUUGCUGAUAGCAACGAAGCCCCAGGUGUUCCAUCAUUUAUACCCAAAACAGGAGCAAAUAAUGACUUCCCAAUUAACAAACCGGUGGUCGACGAAAAUGCGGCUCUGAACACUGUCAUCGGACAAAUCGUCGUCCAGGACCCGGAUGAUAAGGAUAUGAUCAUGUUUACUACAACAAAUACGGAUGUUGCUUUCUUUCACCAGGAAUGUUGGUCUCUUAAAAAGGGUGUGCACUGUUCGUGUGACGUAAGGACACUCGUGGUGUUUGACUACGAGUCAAAGCACUCUGUGAAUGUGUCUGUGACGGUGACUGACAGACAAGGACUUGGCUCUUCACUGGUGGUCCCUCUCGAUAUCGCUGAUAUAAACGAUCCUCCCACUGAUAUUCUUCUGAAUAACCAAUCCUCGACAACCUUGUCUGUGACAGAGGACUCUAAGGGUGUGACAUUGGCAUCCAUGAAAGCUGUGGAUGUAGACGCGGAAGACUCCCACACAUUCUCUAUCCUCACCAGAACCAACGCCUUUUUCGUCGUCGGCUCUUCCAUUGAGGUCUCUCCCCAAGGCCUAGACUACGAACUAUACCCCACACACGAUAUUGUUAUCCGGGUAACAGACAACGGAGACCCUCCUCUCUAUAUGGAUAAACAUGUCACUGUUGAAGUCAUCGAUGUCAACGAAGCUCCGGGACAUAUUUUCCUGUCCAAAAACGAGGUGCCUGAGAAUAGUGAUAUUGGAUUCGAAAUCGGAACAGUGAUAGCUGAUGACCCCGAUAAUACAAGAUCUAAUUCCCAGACGUUCACAUACUCCUUAACGGAUUCGGCAGAGGAAAGAUUUACGCUCGACGGUGCCCGUCUAAUGGUAGCGAAGUCUGAUUUUGACUUUGAGAAGGAGAGGAUGUACGUGUUACGCGUACUGGUGACUGACACAGGGGUUCCCUCGUUAUCUACUGAGACAACCGUCACAAUUUACGUCACAGAUGCCAACGAUGCCCCUAAGGACGUACAGUUAAUUGGAGGGAUCGUGAGCGAAAAUUCUGAGAUGGGAACUGUUGUUGGGAGUUUUAUAGCGACAGACGAUGACAUCAAUCAACAUAUAACCUACUCUCUGUUGUCUAACGACUACUUCACUGUUGCUGGUAAUGAGUUAAUGGUGGACGGGGAGAUUGACUAUGAAAGCUCUCCAACGAUAACUUUAGAGGUUUUGGCAAGUGAUGAUGGCUUGCCCCAGAUGUCGGUUUCGGUUAAUGUGACGGUGAGAGUUGUAGAUGUCAACGAAACCCCUGUGAACAUAACGUUACAAAUAUCUGAUAAAAUACAGGAUAUGAUGAUUCCAGAAGCGCUUGAACCUGGGGAAUCCAUAGGAUCCAUACAUGUUACUGACCCAGAUCAUCAUGAUAGAAUCACAUUGAGGCUUACUGGAAACUGGGCGGCCAUGUUCAAAGUGUCGCAGAACCCUUUGUGCAAAUACACGCCAACGGUGUACCAUAACACUGAGUGCGAGUUCGACCUAACUUUAACUCAGUCUGUUGACUAUGAAGGUAACAGCGAAAACAUAACUCUCGAGGUCGAAGCAUCCGAUAUGGUUGGAAAAACAACCCAGAACAGUUGGGAGUUCGGUGUGAAAAACAGCAACGAGCCCCCUUCGGAUAUCUUUAUUGACGGUGACAUAAGAACAAUACCUGAAAACUCGCCGGCAUUCUUGAUAGGAAGCUUAAACGCUCACGAUGAUGAUGUUGGGGACGAGUUUGUUUAUCAUAUAUUGACACACUGGGACACAUUCCGGAUUAGCCGAGACCGGUUAUAUUCUGUCCCUUCACUGGACUAUCGAGGCUGAACAAUCAGUGACGGUCAACAUCCGGUGUA